This is a messenger RNA of Venturia canescens, 4616 nucleotides long. RefSeq names its product general transcriptional corepressor trfA. NCBI's taxonomy places the organism in Eukaryota, Metazoa, Arthropoda, Insecta, Hymenoptera, Ichneumonidae. The transcript has 6 exons. The coding region runs from base 1441 to 3492 and encodes 683 amino acids. The record is from RefSeq and is a predicted model, not a curated record.
CCCCUACCAAACGGUGUCCAGUUAUGUUGGUGUGGCGAACGCCGCCGCUGGCUAGGCCGUCGUUCGUUGCUGCUGUUGCCGUUUCAGCCUCCUUAUAUUCUUCAAGCACCAGCAACACUAUCCAUACAUAUUUACACCAUUGAUUCUUGCCAAAUACCUCGGUAAAAACAAACGUGUAUGACAUUAUUGCGCGUUUUAUUGAACAAACUAAGGAGAAGGAUACGUUCUGCGUUAAAAAAUCAAGUCCAAGGAUUUGUGACGUUUAUCCCCGUGGUGGUGCUUCGAGAAGAACAAAAUUUCGAAAUAUUUUUAUUCGCAGUGCUCAAAUAUCGAUCAUCGUGCCUCACAAUACUCGCUUCAAUUUUUCACAGUUCCAAAAGUCACCUCCAGAGGGACUCCCAAAAAAUCAAUCCUCGAAUAUUAAACAGCCCGCCUUCCAAUGUUUUACACACAAGACAGAUAACGCGAUUGUGACGCUUUCUUCAUUCGGUAUAACAAAGUCUUCGAGUGUGGUAAUCACGAGCAGUGAAAGAAUAUUUCAUAGUUUGUGUUGUGUUUCCUUUCGGAAUUCUUCGGCUCUGAUUCGGAGCGUGAAUUUGUCCCGGGCAGAUUCUUAUGCGACUGGUACUUUUUUCUUCAUGUUUUUUCUACCGAAGGAAGCUCCCAAUCGUGCCUGUGAUAAGUUAGGCGAAAUGUGUCAAGUUUAAUCCCAAGGAAUUCCGAAAAAAUCGAGUGUGAUGGAGAAUCGAAGGAGCAAGGGAUAACAUAGAAGAAUAAGGUUGAUAAUCGAUAGCGAAGGGUCCUCAGCGUGGGCAGAUCGUACGGCAUAAUCAAGUGAGAAGAGUAUCAGUACAAAAAGGAAGGAGAUAAAAGAAGGGUGCGAUAAGAGGACGUUCAGAAAAGCUAGGCAAGUGUCCUUCGCGUCGUCUUCCCGGUACCCUCGUAAUCAUCAUUGUCGUCGAUUAAAGAUGAACGGUGUAGAUACGAAACGUGUCGUUCUCUGGGCUCGAUCAUCUUCUGUAUUUCCAUCAGUCGCUUCCAAGUGCUUGAGCUAUACGGACGUUUAAAAAUCUGCACGGAAGCGAAAGAUAAACUAGAUGUCAAGUUUCCGGUACGGGUCAUCAACUUCAAUCGAAUCGAUGGGCGCGCCGAGAGUCUGAAAGAAAUUCUGAAGCGUUUUACCGGAUAAGCAAAACAGGGGGAGCCCGAGAAAAUAAACUUUUCAAAAGCGAACGAAGCUGUGCUUCAAAUUCAGUGAAAUUUCUUAAUGUUCCUUGCUUGAGAUGUAGGAAGAGAACCAACUGGUUGUGACCGUCGCGGUGAAGGCGACGAGGAAUUUUCAUCGCGAGUGAAAGUGACCGGGCGAUCAUUUGUGCAAUCGUUUUAUACGAUAUGGAAUAAACUAUUUUUUUUUUAAAUAAUCACCACAAUUGAGCAACAAUGAAGACGACGAGUGAUGUCGUCGCGGCACCGCCGCUCGAAGACGCCGCCUCCUCCGUCACCGACUCCGUUCACCAUCCUUCUUCCUCGAGCAAAGAACUCGGUCAAAGAACUCUAAGGUCACUUAAACGAGGCUUCGGAAGACUGUGGAGGAGACACCGAGGCAAUGCAUCUAUAACCGAAUACGAUCCGUGCUACAAGGUCGCUUAUCUCGGCAACGUACUUACGGGAUGGGCCAGAGGCGAAGGUUGCGUCGAGAAGCCGGUAUCAACGCUCUGGCGUAAUUACGUCGGCAGCAGUAGGCCCGAUGUAAUGAUGAGGCUGACCGUUACGAACGGUGGGUUAACGGCAACGACGAAGGACCAUGGAUUGACGGAGUAUUGGGCCCAUCGUGUUACUUAUUGCGCUGCACCGGCUUCACACCCACGCCUUUUUGUUUGGGUAUACAGACACGAGGGGCGUAGAUUAAGGCCCGAAUUAAGAUGUCACGCUGCUCUCUGCUCGAAAGAAUCGACCGCACGGAGACUCGCCUCGACUCUUAACGCCCGACUCCAGCAGGCACUUCUCGAGUUUCGUAGGGACAAAGUUUCACGACAAAAUGCCAGAUUGUCUCUGGCGAAUGCUGUGUACGAGAAUCCCUCACUUCCGCGAAGGAAAAUUUUGCUCAGUACCGGAGGACAGAAUUACAGGCCACCUCUCGAGAGAUCGAAAAGUGCACCUAAACUCUCGGCCAUCGAAGAAGAUGCAGUUGCAGAAGAAAUCGAACAAAAAAGAUUACUCGAGGAGCUCAGGUCACUGGAGAAUGUGGCACGAAGCUGGCAGGAUCAGGAUGGCUGGAGGCUGGCGAGGCUCGUCGAUGCCCUAAAUCGUGCCGGCGCCUCGAGCGAAUAUUCCGACGAAAAUGGAAGUAUAUCGAGCGGGUGCGAGACAGCGAGUACAUCAAACAGCGAGGAGAGAGUCCCGGGAACUAACGAUCAUCAUAACAACAACAAUAAUAAUAACAACAGUAACGGUAGCCAGAAUACGAGUAACGAAACGAACGAGCCACGAACGGGACGACGAGUAAUAUUCGCCGAUGAUGUUCUGCGCUCGGUAACCUCAACGGGUCCUGGUCCCCGAAGAAAUUCCGACGGUUCUCCAAACUUUAUGACCUGCGCUGGCAGUCCCAGAUUCCAUUGUUCUCGCGUCAAGGGAAGAAAUCGUUAUGGGAAAGAAAACAGCGUUGAUGAUGAUAUGAUGGAAGAAGAAAUCGAGGAAGAAGACGUCGAAGAAGCCAACAGACACGUCUUCGACUUCGAGGAUCCCGAAGACUUUGACGAGGUCGUUGACUACACACCCCACGGUGAAAGUCCGAGUAGAUUGGAGAACGCAACAGGAAGAAGAAUCGACGUGAAAGGUGAAAAGUAUCCGAGCAUAAUGCGUCAAGUGGACAAGCAGUUGAUAGAGAGCGAAGAGACGACUUUCUUGACGUUGGAUUCGUUGGACGAGGAAGAAGCGGAUAGCGACGAGAGUGGUUACGUCGAGGCACCGCCGAAAUCGCUCCUCGGUCAGGAAGAGGUCGGUAAGGAGAGCGAGGAGACUUACGAUUCGAUCGAUAAUAAAACGAACGUCGAUAACGUGCCGAAGAUAGUCGAAGAGUCGAGUAUUAUUACAAGCAAAAUAGUAGUGGCCAACGCUCCGGAAGAUCGUAAACUCGAAAGAACGAUCAAAGAAUAUAAUUCGAUUGAUGAAAAGUCGUCCAAUUUGCCAUUGGACAAAUGCCCCCAUCAAGAUAAAACCGACGACAGUAUGAAUAAUAAUCAAAAAAUCAAAGAUCGUGAAAAAGUCGAUUUCAUCAAGUGUCCGAUAUCGGAGACUAUCAAGAAAUUGGCAAACGCCUCGUUAAGGUCCUCAAAAUCCCUGGAAAUUUCGACAACUACGUGCCUCAAAGCACUCAACAACCUCAAAACCUCCAAGUCAUUCGACAGCACGAGACACGUGGAAAACGAGGAAGAGUCGCCCAGUCUUCAUCAACGUAAACAAUUACUCGCUCAACAGGGAGUCAAAGUUUGAAGUCGAUUCAAAAAACGCAACGUGUUUUUUUCGAAUUUACCACUUUUUCAUCCGGUACGAAACCUGAAUGGAUUUUGUAUUUAUUUUUGCACCAAAAACAUCCAGCUUUUUCGUAGUCACAUUAUUCAAAAAAAAAAAAAUUAUGGCAACGUUUUAACAUGACAAAAAUCAACGAUUAUUCUUGGCAAAGAUUUUUCAUGUAAAUAUAUAAACGACCAAUUGAUCGAUUUUUGUCGAAAAAAAUAUAUUCAAAAACCACCCAAUGAAAAUGAAACGAUGUAAGAUUGAACAGGCCGAUUGAUAUUUGGGAAGGACUUUAUAUAGACACUUAGUGACGAUAAUUUCGCGCGACAUAUACAAUUUAUAUGCUGCGCCCACAUGACGAAGGAGUUAUUUAUGUUAAUUAUGUUUUUUUCUCGAUUGUUUGAGAGUGAUGUAUUUUAUAGAGUAUCGUACAUUAUUGUUAGAGUUUUGGGAGAAAUCUCCGAAGGUUAUCCCCCUCAUAAAAAUCUUACGAUUCACUGUGAGCUGAAAUGAUCUUAUCAAAAUUUUAUCGACGACUAAAAAUCGAUGUGUUUUAUCGAAAUGGGCUUGAGAAUUCACGAGUUAUAAAAAAAAAAAAAAUUAAUAUCCUCUGAUUGUCUUUGGAACCAUAGGAAUUUAUAAAUGAAUAACAAAGAAUUAAUUGGAAGCUCCAGUGUUGAAAUCAAUGAGAAUUUCCAAUUCCGAAACGAAGAAUGUUUUCAAGUGCAGUUACUUUUCAAUUAAAUCAAGAAAAACAAUUAUCUGGUGAUCUCUACAGUCGAAAACUAAUCGAAAUAUUGAAGUAGCCAUAGUCAUUCUUCUUGGAACCAGAAUUUUCUCUGUUUCAUCAUAUCAUUCAAUGAGUUUCCGAGGAGUUUUCAAUUUUUUAACGUAAAAUGACACUCAUGAGAAGAUACUCCGAUCGACCAAAGUGAUGUCUCGUUCAUCAUCACGAAUUUGCCCAUUUACUCGCAUUUCAAUGCAAAAUAUAAAGUUGUAUUUUUAGUCAAAUCAAAAUCUAGUUUAUUUCGAUAACUCAAAUGUGCGGUAUGGUAAAAAACAAAAGAAAAUUUUCCAAUAAAGAAAGAGAUUGAUAUGGA